Saccharomyces paradoxus is the source of this 4521-nucleotide messenger RNA. RefSeq names its product DNA-directed DNA polymerase (gene REV3). Lineage: Eukaryota; Fungi; Ascomycota; Saccharomycetes; Saccharomycetales; Saccharomycetaceae. The transcript has a single exon. Gene Ontology annotation, molecular function: DNA-directed DNA polymerase activity; DNA binding; nucleotide binding. The record is from RefSeq and is a predicted model, not a curated record. The coding region runs from base 1 to 4521 and encodes 1506 amino acids. Gene Ontology annotation, cellular component: nucleus; zeta DNA polymerase complex. Gene Ontology annotation, biological process: error-prone translesion synthesis; double-strand break repair via homologous recombination.
AUGUCGGGGGAAUGGAACGAUACAACACGGAGCGAUGUGGUUAGUUCCUCCUCCAAAUCAGAUUCAGAGUAUUUUAGAAUCCAGCUAAAUAAUCAGGACUACUAUAUGUCGAAACCCACCUUAUUGGACCCAUCACACGGUGAAAGCCUGCCCUUAAACCAGUUUUCACAGGUCCCGACUAUCAGGGUGUUUGGUGCUUUAUCUACAGGUCAUCAAGUAUUGUGCCACGUCCAUGGUAUUCUGCCAUAUAUGUUCAUCAAGUAUGAUGGUCAAAUAUCUGACGCAAGUACAUUGAGGCACCAAAGGUGUGCUCAAGUGCAUAAAUUGCUGGAAGGAAAAAUCAGAGCAUCCUUUAAAAGGGAAAAGUAUGAUAAACAAGAUUCACAUAGCGACAGACUUGGAAAUCUCAAUUUUGUCGCAGAUGUCUCUGUUAUAAAGGGCAUACCAUUUUAUGGUUACCACGUUGGUUGGAUGCUGUUUUAUAAAAUUUCUUUGCUCAACCCUUCCUGUCUAAACAGGGUUUCCGAGUUGAUUAGAGACGGCAAGAUUUUUGGAAAGAGAUUCGACAUAUAUGAAUCACAUAUCCCUUACUUACUACAGUGGACCGCCGAUUUCAAUUUAUUUGGAUGUUCAUGGAUAAAUGUCGAUAAGUGUUAUUUUCGCUCACCUGUUUUAAAUAGUAUGCUCGAAAUGGAUAAGAUGGCAUUAAAUGAUGAACUUCAGUUGUUGCUAGAUCGAUAUUGUGACUUACAGUAUAACGUACUCAAUAGAAGGGAUUUUCCACGAGUUGGAAAUGGAUUGAUUGAGAUAGAUAUACUACCGCAAUUCAUCAAAAAUAGAGAUAAGUUACAGCAUAGAGAUUUACAUCACGACUUCCUGGAGAAACUGGGAGAUACCUCUGACAUACUUGUCAAACCAUAUGUAUCUUCCACUAAAGACAUGAUAAAUGAACUUGCCAUGCAACGAAAAGCAUUGUCAUUGAAAGAAUAUGAAGUGCCGUCAGAGACGAAGCGCCACGUGGAUGGUCACAGAUGGCAAUCUUCUGAAGAAUUCGAAGCGUUUUAUGAAAAAGCUCAAGAUAAAACGAGUACUUUUGAUGGCCAAAUACCAAAUUUUGAAAACUUCAUAGAUAAGAACCAAAGGUUCUCAGCUAUCAAAACGCCUUACGAAGCACUGCCACGACUGUGGCCAAGUCUUCCACAGACGGAAAUAAACAGUACUAAUAUACAAAACCAAAAAAGGGAGGAGCAAAUUGAUGCCUCAUUCACAGAAUACGAGAUGUGGAGUAUUGAAAAUGAGCAAGAAGGCGUACAAGAAACAAAUGUAAAGCCCCAGUCUUAUUCAUGUUUACCGGAAGGCCUUGAGUCUCCAAAACACACUGUUAUAUUUUUAGAUCAUCAAACGAAACCUCACAACACGAUAAAUUUUUCAAUGGACUGUACUUUAACACAAAAUAUGGCAGAGAAACGAAAAUUCAGAUUAUCUGCUUCCACUGACAAAGCACCCUUAUUAUCCAGGAAGAGAAAAAAAGCUAUUACUGGGGGAUUACGCUAUGGGGAAAGAGCUUUUGUUUAUGAAGUGCCUCCCUUUGGUUAUGGAGAUAUUCUUGAUAAGUUGGAAGCCGAGGGAUUCCCAAAAAUGGAGUAUAAAGACCCUUUCUUUUCAAAUCCGGUUGAUUUAGAAACUAAACCUUAUGCGUAUGCAGGUAAAAGGUUUGAAAUAAGUUCGACACAUGUAUCCAAAAGAUUACCGGUCCAAUUUGGGGAAGAGAUCAUAUCAGUUUAUAACAAGCCACAUUUUGAUAUGUUUUCCUCCUGGAAAUAUGUGUUAAAACCGCCUAGAUAUGAUACUGUACGAAAAUGGUACGAAGAAGAACCCUCCAUAGGAAGGAAAAAUACUGAGUCCCAGAUAAGUAUGCACACACGUCACAGUAAGUUUUUAUACAAAUUUGCUAGUGAUGCGUCCGUAGAACAAAAAAGAAAAAAAAAUGGAGUUCACGACUCUCUUACUCAUUUGACACUUGAGAUCCAUUCAAACACCAGAGGCUAUAAAAUUCCAGACCCCGCGAUAGAUGAAGUUUCCAUGAUUAUAUGGUGUGUUGAGGAAGAAACCUUUCCUCUGGAUUUGGACAUUGCUUACGAAGGGAUUAUGAUCGUUCACAAAGGUUCCGAGGAUAGUACUUUCGCCACAAAAAUUCAGUACUGCAUUAAGGACAUUCCCGUCAUGUUCUAUGAAAGUGAAUUUGAUAUGUUUGAAGCGCUCACAGAUUUAGUAUUGUUUCUUGAUCCCGAUAUUCUUUCCGGUUUUGAGAUACACAGUUUUUCUUGGGGUUACAUAAUUGAAAGGUGUCAAAAAAUAUAUCAAUUUGACAUUGUCAAGGAACUUGCCCGAGUUAAAUGCCAAUUCACGACGAAGUCAUCGGAUGCCUGGGGAUAUGCCCAUUCUUCUGGAAUUAUGAUUACAGGAAGACAUAUGAUCAAUAUAUGGAGAGCAUUAAGGUCUGACGUAAAUUUAACGCAAUAUACUUUUGAAAGUGCUGCAUUCAAUCUCCUCCAUAAAAGAUUACCUCAUUUUUCGUUUAAAUCACUAACUAACAUGUGGAAUGCUAAAAACAACAUAACCGAAUUAAAGACCGUUAUAUGUUAUUGGUUAUCAAGAGCUCAGAUAAAUAUACAACUAUUAAGAAAGCAAGAUUACAUUGCUCGAAAUAUUGAACAGGCAAGAUUGAUUGGCAUAGAUUUUCAUUCUGUAUAUUACAGAGGAUCACAAUUUAAAGUUGAGUCUUUUUUAAUCCGAAUAUGCAAGUCCGAAAGUUUUAUCCUUCUCUCUCCAGGAAAGAAAGAUGUUCGCAAACAGAAAGCACUUGAAUGUGUACCUUUGGUCAUGGAGCCAGAAUCUACUUUUUACAAAAGUCCCUUAGUUGUUCUGGAUUUCCAAUCAUUAUACCCGUCAAUUAUGAUUGGAUAUAACUAUUGCUAUUCGACGAUGAUAGGACGAGUAAGAGAAAUAAGCUUAACGGACAAUGAACUUGGAGUAGCUAAGUUUUCGUUACCAAGAAAUAUUCUGACAUUGCUAAAAAAUGAUGUAACUAUUGCGCCGAAUGGUAUCGUUUAUGCGAAGACCUCUGUUAGAAAAUCGACGUUAUCCAAAAUGCUAACGGACAUUCUUGAUGUUAGAGUAAUGAUAAAGAAAACAAUGAACGAAAUAGGUGAUGAUAACACCACCCUAAAAAGACUUUUGAACAACAAACAACUAGCACUUAAAUUAUUGGCGAACGUCACUUACGGUUAUACAUCAGCCUCGUUCUCUGGACGAAUGCCGUGCUCUGAUUUAGCUGAUAGCAUUGUACAAACAGGCAGAGAAACUUUGGAGAAAGCAAUAGAUAUUAUUGAGAAAGACGACACUUGGAACGCUAAAGUUGUCUACGGCGACACAGAUAGUUUAUUUGUGUAUUUACCUGGAAAGACUGCUAAUGAAGCUUUUUCUAUAGGACAUGCUAUGGCAGAAAGAGUGACUCAAAAUAACCCAAAACCAAUAUUUUUGAAGUUCGAAAAAAUAUACCACCCCUCCAUAUUAGUUAGCAAAAAAAGGUACGUAGGAUUUUCCUAUCAGAGUCCUGCCCAAGCCCUUCCUAUUUUUGAUGCUAAGGGUAUUGAAACUGUUAGAAGAGAUGGUAUCCCAGCCCAGCAGAAGAUUGUCGAAAAUUGUAUAAGAUUACUUUUUCAGACGAAAGACCUUUCAAAAAUAAAAAAGUAUCUACAAGGUGAAUUUUCCAAAAUUCAAGUAGGCAAGGUAUCUGCCCAAGAUUUUUGCUUCGCAAAAGAAGUUAAGUUAGGAGCGUAUAAAAACGAAAAGACGGCCCCUGCAGGUGCCGUGGUUGUAAAAAGGAGAAUAAAUGAAGACCAUAGAGCAGAACCUCAAUACAAGGAGCGCAUACCUUAUCUCGUUGUUAAGGGUAAGCAAGGACAGCUACUGAGGGAAAGAUGCGUAUCACCGGAAGAGUUUUUAGAAAACGAGAAUUUAGAGCUGGACUCGGAGUACUAUAUAAACAAAACUUUGAUACCUCCGCUUAAUAGAUUGUUCAAUUUGAUUGGUAUAAAUGUUACUACCUGGGCCCAGGAGAUAGUAAAAUCUAAGAAGGCCAACACAACUAGUACAAAAGGAGAAAACAUAGUAAGGGUAGGAACUUCUGUAACAUGUUGUAAUUGUGGAGAAGAAUUUACCAAAAUACGUUCAAAUCAGUUAUGUGGUGAUUGUUUAGAGAAAAGAAGCACCACAUCAUCAUCGUUCCUCAUAAAGAAAUUAAAGAAACAAAACGAAUACGAAACAUUGAAGACCGUGUGCAGGACAUGCAGUUAUCGUUACACUUCCGAUGCGGGAAUCGAAAGCGAUCAUAUAGCUAGCAGAUGCAAUUCCUAUGACUGCCCGAUAUUUUACUCUCGUGUCAAAGCAGAAAGAUACUUGAAAGGUAACCAAGCUGUUCAGAUAGAGGAGGCGUUAAUAUCUCUAAAUGAUUGGUAA